This is a messenger RNA of Daucus carota subsp. sativus, 1519 nucleotides long. Its product is annotated as cold-regulated 413 inner membrane protein 1, chloroplastic. Gene Ontology annotation, cellular component: membrane. The record is from RefSeq and is a predicted model, not a curated record. The transcript is spliced from 7 exons. Lineage: Eukaryota; Viridiplantae; Streptophyta; Magnoliopsida; Apiales; Apiaceae. The coding region runs from base 127 to 558 and encodes 143 amino acids.
CUUUAAAAUAUCCUUUCCUCCAAGCUGUCCACAACAUCGUGCUUAACGGACACUUUUAUAAUAUGCUCAAGACCUUGUGCUGAGAAACUCAGUUGAUCCAAUAUCUCACCCUCUCAGAGUAUUAUCAUGAAUAUCAAAGGAGGAUUUGGCACUUCUGUUUGCUCUUAUUCGCCUCUUUCGUCUCUCAAUCUUCAAUGGAUCAAUACCAUCACAUCCACGGUCUUAAUGCUUUUAAGUGGCACUUCGAUACAGAAAUCUUUCCUAGUUCCUAUAUUUGCUCUACAAGCUCCUGCGAGCAUCAUCUCCUGGAUCAAGGGAGAGUAUGGAGUCUGGACUGCUUUUCUGCUUCUUCUUGUUCGUCUCUUCCUUCAUAUUCCAGGUGAACUGGAAUUGCCAUUUAGUGCUUUACUGAUAGUAUUAGUGGCUCCUUAUCAAAUAUUGAACCUAAGUAUCUCACGGCAGGGGAAAGCUAGAAGGUGUUAUUCUCUCCUUGACGAUUGCUGGAUACUUGGCUUUCCAGCAUUUUUCGCGAGGAGGCAGCUUAGGAAAGGCAUUUGAUCAAGAGUAUCUACAAAUGAACACAUGGGAAGAUUUUCAGGUAUAAUGCGUCAUAAACAAGGAUUUGGCAAUAAUGUUUGUUAUUCUGUGUCUCUUUUGCUGUGUAAUCUUCAGCAGAUGGGGAUGAUCUCUUCAGUGUAUCACUCUUAAUCUUUCUGCCAAAACUUUGAUUAUUAUCUACACUUAGCUCUUUGUUCUUUUAUUAAAUAAAUAAUAUACUAUAGUCAAUCAUUAAAAAGAGGUUUAACCAAGGGCACUAGCAACCUCUUGUCUGCAGUUAAAAGCUCUACUGCUGAGCUAUGGACCCCAUUUUGCAUAUACAUUGGUAGUUUGAGGGAUAAUAGUUAUGAAAUAUAGUUUCUGUUACUAGAGGUUGAGGGUACACAAGUUAUCCUAUGAUAUUAUAUUAUUAUAUUCUGUCCCAAAUUAGUUGCUUCAAAAACUUCCGAGCUGUUAGGCAUUGAAUAUAAUACUUGAUCCUCUGUAAUUCUGUUGGUUCUUAGUGAAGUCUACAUUAUUAAGUCACUGGGAUCAUUUUGUAUAUGUCUUGACCUCUCUGUACCAUUGCUUUUUGAUGCAUAUGGUUAACACAUUUCCUUUCCCCAAGGCUCUCUUCAUUUUUCCGAGUCUUCUUUUCCAUCCUAUAUGUAUAAUAUAAUCCAUUAUAUCUGGUAACCAACUUCUAAACACUAUAGGAUUUACAGUUUUUUACCUUUCACAUUUACACUUCCGCAUAGCCGAAAAAUUACAAAUAUGAUGAUGCAUAAGUCUCGGAUCUCUUUGUAAUUCUAUGUGAACAAGGUUGAAUACCGAAGAACGUUAAGCAUGGGAUAAUCAAUAUAACAAUAUAUCUACCUGUCCAUUUCUGUCAGCAAUGUUUUAAACCAUAAGUCAAUUAACUGGAAUCUAAAUUUAAGGUGGAGGGUUUAUUUUGGUAACUUUUUUUGAUUAAACCCAAUAA